This is a messenger RNA of Capronia coronata CBS 617.96, 774 nucleotides long. Its product is annotated as 40S ribosomal protein S1. The record is from RefSeq and is a predicted model, not a curated record. Gene Ontology annotation, cellular component: ribosome; cytosol. Gene Ontology annotation, molecular function: structural constituent of ribosome. Gene Ontology annotation, biological process: translation. Lineage: Eukaryota; Fungi; Ascomycota; Eurotiomycetes; Chaetothyriales; Herpotrichiellaceae. Bases 1 to 774 code for a protein of 257 amino acids. The transcript has 2 exons.
AUGGCUGUCGGCAAGAACAAACGGAUUAGUAAAUCUAGAAAGGGCAUCAAGAAGCGAACUCAAGAUCCCUUUGCUCGAAAGGACUGGUAUAGCCUGCGGGCACCUUCGACCUUCAACACGAGAGAUGUGGGCAAAACUUUGGUGAACCGCACAACCGGUCUCAAAUCGGCGAACGAUGCGUUGAAGGGACGAAUCGUCGAAGUCAGCUUGGCCGACCUUCAGAGUGAUGAAGACCACGCUUUCCGCAAGGUCAAGCUGCGAAUCGACGAGGUUCAAGGCAAGAACUGCUUGACCAACUUCCACGGAUUGGACUUCACCUCGGACAAACUGCGAUCUUUGGUGCGCAAGUGGCAGACUUUGAUCGAGGCCAAUGUGACGGUCAAGACCACUGACGACUACUUGAUCCGCCUGUUCGCCAUUGCCUUCACCAAGCGCCGACCCAACCAGAUCAAGAAGACCACCUACGCUCAAUCGUCCCAGAUCCGCGCGAUUCGCAAGAAGAUGACCGAGAUCAUCCAGCGUGAGGCUACCUCCGUUACCCUCGCCCAGCUCACUGGCAAGCUCAUCCCUGAGGUCAUUGGCCGCGAAAUCGAGAAGACCACCCAAGGCAUCUACCCCCUCCAGAACGUCCAUAUCCGCAAGGUCAAGCUGCUCAAGGCUCCCAAGUUCGAUCUCGGUGCUCUGCUUGCGCUUCACGGCGAGAGCAGCACCGAUGAUGCUGGUCAGAAGGUCGAGCGGGAAUUCAAGGAGCCUGCGCCUCUGGAGAGUGUUUAA